This is a messenger RNA of Poecilia latipinna (sailfin molly), 2080 nucleotides long. It is a transcript of the gene bnipl, whose product is annotated as BCL2 interacting protein like. Gene Ontology annotation, cellular component: cytoplasm. Lineage: Eukaryota; Metazoa; Chordata; Actinopteri; Cyprinodontiformes; Poeciliidae. The transcript has 9 exons. The record is from RefSeq and is a predicted model, not a curated record. The coding region runs from base 806 to 1927 and encodes 373 amino acids. Gene Ontology annotation, biological process: apoptotic process.
CCUUGUGUGUGCAAAUGAUACAAGUUUUACUGUGUGGGGUCAGCUGGACCCCAUUUCUAAACACAAGGACUAAGAAAACCUGCCACAAUAAAAGUCUGAGAUCAGUUCCUUCACAAUAAAUGCCUGCCACAUGUUAGAAGUUCUAAAGCAGUAUGUGGGUGGUUCUGUUUGACCUCUACCCGAGAAGAACCUUGGUUCUGGUUUUGGCUCAUCUCAGAGAAACGUCUUUUUAUUGGAUCAUAGUUUCUCUGCAGCUCCAGAUCUGCACUCUGAUUGGCCAGUUUGGUUUCAAUAGAUGAGCCGGUUCACCACCAGCCAGAACCGGGUCUUUCUGGGUUCUGUGGAGGAUCGUUGUGUCUCAGUGAGAGCUACUUCCUGUUCCUGUCCAGAACCGCAGAACGUUUCACAAUGAGCCAGGGAGGAGGCUUUUAUUGUGAAACACAAAGAGGAAGCUAUGACAAGAAGUGGCCCCUUUCCCUCCAGUGACGGUUUGUUUCCAUCUGCAGCAGUUUGACCUGCUGACCUCUGAGCCCCAGAACCACCUGACCCGAUAAGAACCAAUCAGGUGAAAGCUCUGCUUCACCUGCAGACCCAGGACCAGGUCCACACCCCCAGCUGAGUCAACAUUCGACCUCAGUCCACCUGAUCUGGCUGCAGAACCUCACCAGACCCAAUCUCAGUGGCACAGAACCAGAACCAACCAGGACUGCAGCAGAAUGUUCUGACCCGGAUCCGGUUGAGCUGCAGCAGAAACCAGAACCUUCGGACCAGAACAUGUGCUGGUUCUGUCUGGUCAUUGUUCUUGAUGUUCUGGACCGGACAUUCUGGGUCUGGAAUCCAACCAGAACCAGAACAUCUGAACAGGAAGUUUCCGGACCCAGCUGGAGAACGGAACCGGUGCCAGCAGGCUUUAGGACCCUGCAGCUCCUCCUGCAGCACCCCACCUCACCUGUCUGCACCGACCAGGGCGGCUGAGGAAACCCCACAGCCCGGCAGCAUCCAGGACAUGGAGCUGAGGGAGGAGUGGCUGGACGACGGCUUCCCCAGGCCGCUCCCAGAGGAUACUGAGGGUCAAGCAGGAGGCUCUGCAGACUCAGCCACGCCCAUCAGCCUGGCCCCGUCGGGCGGGGGAGGGGCCAGGAAGCGGCUGACGGCGCCGGCCCUCAGCGACCCGAACAGCGACAGCUUUUCGGCAGCGGCGCUUUCCGGGACGCCGGACGACUCGCCGUCGCUGGACAUCAACCUGGAGGCGCUGGAGACGCCGUCCGGCAGCGAGUCGGGGACGCUGCCGGACGGCGUGCACGACCUGGAGUGGGAAGACGACCUGCCUGAGAUGGGGCGGGGGCGGUCCGUGGGCGUGGCGGAGCCCAGCGAGGGUCUGAUGGAGCUGGACCAGGUGGACCAACAUGGCCGCCGGUGGAGGCGGUUCUCCAUAUCUGGACAGGAGUACCAGGUCAACAUGAGCGUCCUGGAGCCAUACCUGCAGGUCCUGUCACAUGGAGGUUACUAUGGAGACGGGAUGAACGCCAUAAUUCUGUUCACUUCCUGUUACCUGCCGGAAAACACAGUGGAGGACUAUGAGUAUGUCAUGGAGAACCUGUUCAGGUACAUCGUGGGAACGCUGGACCUGAUGGUUUCAGAGAACUACCUGCUGGUCUACCUGUGCGCCAUGGCUCCCAGGAACAAGCUGCCAGCCAUCAAGUGGCUCCACCAGUGCUACACCUCCAUCGACAGGAGGUUGAAGAAGGACCUGAAGGGCCUGCUGGUGGUGCAUCCGGCCUGGUACAUCAAGGCUCUGAUCACACUGGUCAAACCCUUCAUCAGUGACAAAUUUAGCAGGAAGAUUCGCUUCGUUCAGAACCUGGAGCAGCUGUCGCAGUUCGUCCCCACAGACAGGCUGCAGAUCCCAGAGGCAAUCCGACAGUAAGGGCUGAAACAUUCCUGUGCUAACGCUGAACUGUCGCUGAGCUAACGCUGAGCUAACGCUGAACUGUCGCUGAGCUAACGCUGAGCUGUCGCUGAGCUGUCGCUGAGCUAACGCUGAACUGUCGCUGAGCUAACGCUGAGCUGUCGCUGAGCU